Molecule: messenger RNA, 1587 nt
Organism: Neohortaea acidophila
Lineage: Eukaryota; Fungi; Ascomycota; Dothideomycetes; Mycosphaerellales; Teratosphaeriaceae
Exons: 2
Coding region: 1-1587 (528 amino acids)
Cellular component (GO): membrane
Molecular function (GO): glycosyltransferase activity
Source: RefSeq, a predicted model, not a curated record
AUGCCGUGGCCGCGGUGUGGCACGCGCCAGCCCGCUCCCCGUUGGCCUCUCUGGCUCAUCUCCUUCCUCACUCUUGCCUGCGUGCUGAUCUUGCUGCUCCUCAACUGGGCGCCAUCGGAAACGUUUACCUCCAACCACCUCUUCCUCGACGCGCUCCGGCCACAUGCCUCCCACCCCACCAACGAUCCCUCCGCCGGCACCACCGAAUUCUACCAAUGGCACACCACCUCCUCCUUCCAUCCCGUCAACUUCCCCAACGCAAAGUCGCUGUCGACCGACUCCCUCUGCGCCGCCUUCCCCCCUGCCAUCCUCGAUUCCAUCCAACCCGUCUUCAAAACAGGCCACGCGCUGCUCGGCGAUCGCGUGCGCGCCCACCUCCAGACUGUCUCCGCCUGCCUGCCUGAGCUCUUAAUAUUCUCCGACGCAGACGACACUUUCCACGGCCACCACGUCAUUGACAUCAUCGCCGACAUCCCCGCCCACCUCCCGCACGUCUGGGACCAUCGAGAAAAUCAAUGGGAACCGUACGAGCAGUUGCAUGCCCUUCUGGCAAACGGCACGCUCGAUCAGGUCGAUGCUUCCACCCUUCAAGGCUGGAAGACGGACAAGUUCAAGUUCCUGCCGGGCAUCAGUCGCGCGUGGAGGAUGCGGCCGGGGAAAGAGUGGUAUGUCUUCUUCGAAGACGACACGUACAUCAUGUGGGACAGCUUGUUCCGCAUGUUGGGCGAACUCGACCCCAACGCGCCGUGGUAUCUCGGCGACCCGAGUCCCGGGCGCAAACCGGAUCCCGAUUCCCCCAAGGUCUGGUUCGCGAACGGCGGGCCGGGGUAUAUCCUCAGUCGCGCGGCGAUGCAGAUUCUCGUGCGCGACGACUAUCAUCCCCGCACUGGGGAUUAUCUCGGCACGAGACUGACGGAGAAGUGGUGGGAGCCGGAGACCUUGACCAACUGCUGCGGCGACAGUAUUCUGGGGUGGGUCUUGUGGAACGAAGGGGUGAAUGUGAGCGGCAUAUGGCCGAUGAUCAGCACCGAAAGGCCGGCCAAGAUUCCUUAUACAAGGAAAUACUGGUGUAAGCCGGUGGUGUCGAUGCACAGAGUCAUAGGGAACGAAAUGCUUGAUCUCUGGCAUUGGGAAUGGGAGAACCGGAAGCCCGAUCGACCAAUCCUGUACCGCGACCUGGCCAUGUCAUACCUAGGUUUCCACGAUAUAAGCCCACGCGUCAACUGGGACAACACAGGGCGAGGCAGCCACAACGCCCCGUCCGAAAGCGAGCACUACCACCACGACCCCAACGCAUCAUUCGAAGCGUGCGGCACCGCGUGCGAAGCGACACCGGCUUGCAUGCAAUACUCCUACCGCCUGCGCACCUGCAAGUUCAACCACGCUUUGAUUUACGGCGAGGAGAGGGCGCCGGAAUUGGGGAGGUUGUGGGAUGAUAUUCUGCCUGAGGAGAGUCGUAUGGAGUGGACGGAGGACGAGAUGACCUUUCGAGCGGGCUGGGUAGAGGAUAGAGUUGCGGAUUGGUUGGGGAAUGAGCGGUGUGAGAGCGUGGAAUGGGUGCGGCCGAGUAUUGAGCGGGUGGAUUGA